This is a messenger RNA of Phoenix dactylifera (date palm), 3050 nucleotides long. Its product is annotated as protein NETWORKED 2A-like. Lineage: Eukaryota; Viridiplantae; Streptophyta; Magnoliopsida; Arecales; Arecaceae. The record is from RefSeq and is a predicted model, not a curated record. Gene Ontology annotation, molecular function: actin binding.
UGCCUUCUCCUCUUCCUUCCCCCCCUACCCCCCCACAGCUUAUUCACUUCUCUCUAAUGGGAUCUUCUGAUCCAGUAUAAGUCCAGAGAGAGAGAGGGAGGUGGGAAGAAGAUGCUGCAGAGGGCGGCGAGCAACGCCUAUUCCUGGUGGUGGGCCAGCCACAUCAGGACCAAACAGUCCAAAUGGCUCGACAACAACCUCCAUGAGAUGGAGGAGAAGGUGAAAUCCAUGGUCAAGCUCAUAGAGGAGGAUGCUGAUUCCUUUGCUAAGAAGGCAGAGCUAUACUUCAGGAGGAGACCGGAGCUCUUGAACUUUGUUGAUGAAACCUACAGAGCAUACAAAGCAUUGGCUGAUAGGUAUGAUCGGAUAUCAGGAGAAUUGCACAAGGCCAACCACACCAUUGCAACUGCUUUCCCUGACCAAGUCCAGUUUGAAAUGGAUGAUGAUGAUGAUGAUAGCUCUCCAAAGGCAAUCACUUCUAUCGACAGCAGUAAAUUUCCCAAGCCACCGGCAGAAAUCCCACCAUUUAGUUUGAGAAGCAUGCCUAGAGAAAACCAGCCUGCCUUGAAGAAGACGAACCAUAGGAGGAUUAGCUCUCAGAUUAGUAAAGAGAAGGCACAGAAAGAGAUUGACAGGCUUCAGAAGGAAAUCCUAGUGCUGCAGACCGAGAAGGAGUUUGUCAAGAGCUCCUAUGAGAGUGGACUAAGAAAAUACUGGGACAUAGAAAGGCGGAUGACCGAGCUGCAAGAGGAGGUUUCUUCAUUACAAGAUACUUUCAAUGCCAGUGCAGUCAUUGAAGAUGAUGAUGCCCGAGCUUUGAUCGCAGCGAAAGCCAUUAAGUCCUGCGAGGAUACCUUAGUGAACUUGCACAGGCAGCAAAAGAGAUCGACGGAGGAGGCAAGAAUAGAGUCAAAACGAGUCAAGGAUGCCGAGCAGAAGCUGAAGGCACUUAGAGUUGAGUGCGGUCAGUCUCAGAUGGAGAUUGAGGAGAACUCUGAUCAAAACACGGAGCAAAAUUCUGACACCAUGAAUAGAGAGAAUGAAGCUUGUGCUUUCAAACCAGAGAGGCUAGAGUUACAGUCAAUAUGCCAGAACGUAAAGGAACACUUGGAGAUGAGCUCUGAUACAUCUGUGGUGGAGCUUGCAGAAAAGAUUGACGAGCUCGUAGAUAAGGUCAUCAGCUUAGAGCUCACAGUGUCAUCCCAGACUGCACAGAUUCAGAGACUGAGAUCAGAGACAGAUGAGCUUCAAAAGCACCAGCGCAACUUGGAGGAAGAUAAGGCAACUCUGAUUGGUGAUUCCAAUAUACUGACUGAGAGGUUAAAGCAAGCAGAAGAUGAGUUGCAAAAAAUUCAGCAUCUCGAGAAGUGUGUUCAAGACGGAAAAGGCAUUGUUGAAACACAUUUCACCGAAGCCUGUGAUAGCCUCAAUGAUCUUUCAGAGAAAUUGCAGUCCCCUAAACAUCGAGAAGAGAAUAAGUCACUGGGAGAUAGCCGGCAAGAAGGAAGGAGCAAGGAGAUGGGUUCGGGCGACAGCAAUCUACGAAGUUCCGACUUAGAGUCGCAAUUAGAAGAGCUAGAUGAUAUGCCAGACUUGCACAACUUGCUAGUGAAGGGAUUAGAAGGCAAAGAAAAGAUGUUGCUAACUGAGUACACAUCCAUCCUUCGAGACUAUAAAGAUACAAAGAAAAUGCUUACUGAGAUAGAAAAGAAGAAUGAAGAAUAUCAUGUUGAGACAAUGGAACAGGUAAAGGAAUUGAGGAGCGCCAAUGCCAUGAAAGAUGAUGAGAUCCGAUCUCUAAGGAAAAUGCUGAGCUCAUUACAAAGGACUGUCAAUGAAAGUGCACCGAAGAACUCCGAGGAUUCUGACACUAAAGUUUCAGACUGCAUGGCAAAAAUAAAUGUACCAUUUGAUGCUGCAAAUACUGAUAGCCCUUGUGCAGAAGUAGACCUCAAGCUCUACCAAGUCAAUGAAUCAGACACCUCCUCAGCCAUCGAAGAAAGAUUUAGAGCAGAUAUUGAUACACUGCUGGAGGAGAACUUGGACUUCUGGUUAAGGUUCAGCACAUCAUACCAUCAAAUCCAGAAAUUCCAAACAACAUUUAAAGACUUGGAAGCUGAGAUGGAGAAACUGAAGGACAUCAAACCACAGGAGGGGAGUGGUGGUGCUAUGGUUGCUCCUGGGCAGACAAUGAAAAAGGAAUCGGUUCCACUUGAGAAGAAGUUAAGAGAAUUGAACACCGAGCUCCAAGUCUGGCUUGAAAAGAAUGGGCUGCUAAAGAAGGAGCUACAGUGCAGAUUCUCAUCACUUUGCAGCAUACAGGAGGAAAUAUUGAAGGUCUCAAAAGAAAGUGAGACCCAAGAUGUGCAGUUCACUCCUUAUCAGGCUGCAAAGUUCCAAGGUGAGGUGCUCAACAUGCAACAAGAGAACAACAAGGUGGCAAAAGAGCUGCAGACUGGACUGGAUCAUGUGAAGGGGCUUCAGGUUGAGGUUGGAAGGGCUCUGUCCAAGCUUCAUGAGGACUUCCAGCUGACCGGAUCAAGAAACCAACAUCACCAACAGUCGCUCAGGCAUGUAUCGAGCAAGCAUAAAAUACCAUUGAAGACCUUCUUAUUUGGUGCUAAGCCCAAGAAGCCAUCAAUAUUUUCAUGCAUGAACCCAGCACUGCACAAACAAUACAGUGAUAUAAGAACAGGGUUUCCGACAUAAAAUUGGACUUGGUGGUGGAUCUUCUUCGGUCCUCGACGUCAUUUCCUCGAUCACCUGCAGAGAGUUUUCUCGGCAUCUUGCGAGCUGGUUUUUGGUUUCUUUUGUGAUCUUAGAAGACUCAUUUUUACACCUGCUUUUAGGGUCACAAUACUGUAAUAAGGAAACGUAGCCUGGUGUGUUAUAUUUUUCCUAAGACUACCAAAACUUCACAUCAUGUUUGUUGAUUCAAGAAAACUUGUUAACCAUUCACAAGAUGGGACUUAAUUAGUACUCUUGUGUCUUGAAAUUAUGCAUUAGAUUUGACAAACGGAUUCUAAUAGAAAGUGCACGAACUACUCAAA